AGUUAGUCCCGCGCAGUGUUGGGAGGACGGUGUUGUGUGCGCGCGCGCGUGCGGCAGACUUUUUUUAUAGUUGAAAAUUGUUUUUUACCGACACCCCGCCAGCUAUAGGAGGCGAGAGCGCGUGCAGUGUGGUCGAUCAGCGGAUCGGGAGCGACUUGUUCGAUGAGGUCUCGGCACUGGAGCCGCAGACCGGACAAGCGGUGAGGAGUGAGCAAAGAUCGGCCGGGUGCCACCAUGGGCACGGCAAAGAUGAAACAUCUUUGGCCGUUGGUGGCGUGGAUACUGUUAUCUUCGUAUCCACAGGCCGAAUCUCACAACGGACUCGGCCGAGGAGGACCGAGAAGAGAAGUGUUCUUUCUGAACCUGGAGGAUGGCUACUUCGGCUGUCAGGUGAACGCCUCCACGGACGUUCUGCAACUGCUCCAGCUCUCGAAGCUAUGCGACAACCACGUCGACUGCUUCCAAGGCAGCGACGAGCAUCGAGACAGGCUCAAAUGCACAAGUACGUAUAACGCUAAGAUAAAAAACACAGUGAGACAGAGGAUCGAAUGAAAAUAUGGAAGCCUGUACUGGAUCAACUUUUUUCAAUGUAUUAUAAAAAUUCAAACCUCGAGACCGUAUAAUGUACUUCUUUUUGCCAUUUAAUAAAAAAUUGAGAAAAAUUAAAA
Nasonia vitripennis (jewel wasp) is the source of this 668-nucleotide messenger RNA. RefSeq lists its product as uncharacterized. The record is from RefSeq and is a predicted model, not a curated record. Bases 235 to 552 code for a protein of 105 amino acids. The transcript has 3 exons. Gene Ontology annotation, molecular function: protein binding. NCBI's taxonomy places the organism in Eukaryota, Metazoa, Arthropoda, Insecta, Hymenoptera, Pteromalidae.